AUGGGGAAGACUGGCCAGAGUACAGUGGACUUAAACUCCCCAACAGAGGUCAAACAAGCAGUUCCCUUCGAGGAGCUAGAUGCUGCGGCAUCCCCUGCAGACGAAAAUAAAAAAGAGGAACCACCGGAUAGAGGAAGCUGGAAGGGAAAGUUUGAUUUUCUGCUGUCAUGUGUAGGAUACGCCAUCGGCCUUGGGAAUGUUUGGAGGUUUCCUUAUCUGUGUGGCAAGAAUGGUGGAGGUGCUUUUCUGAUCCCGUACUUCUUGACCCUGGUGUUUGCUGGGAUCCCUCUCUUCUUUCUGGAGACAGCUCUGGGUCAGUUCACCUCAGUAGGAGGGCUGGGAGUGUGGAAGCUCAUCCCUAUGAUGAAAGGUGUUGGCAUAGCUGCAGUGGUGUUGUCCUUCUGGCUCAACAUCUACUAUAUCAUCAUCAUUGCCUGGGCUCUUUACUACUUAUUCAACUCCUUUGGCUCGGAGCUACCCUGGCAGAGCUGUGAUAACCCUUGGAACACAGAGAAAUGUUUUUCCAACUACAGCCUGACAGACACCACCAACCUGACCAGUGCUGUCACCGAGUUCUGGGAGCGUAACAUGCACCAGUUGUCAGGUGGUCUGGAAGAACCUGGGGAGCUACGGUGGCCCUUAGUGGGCACUCUGGCACUUGCCUGGGUCCUUGUCUACUUCUCAAUCUGGAAAGGAGUGGAGUGGACGGGGAAGGUGGUGUAUUUCUCAGCCACUUAUCCUUAUUUUAUGCUCUUCAUCCUGUUCUUCCGGGGGGUCACCCUGCCUGGAGCUAUAGACGGGAUCCUUUUCUACAUCACCCCAGACUUUAACAAGCUCAUACGCUCUGAGGUGUGGCUGGAUGCAGCAACUCAGAUCUUCUUCUCCUAUGGACUGGGUCUGGGAUCACUCAUCGCACUGGGAAGCUACAACACGUACCACAAUGACGUAUACAAGGACUCCAUCAUUGUGUGCUGCAUCAAUUCCUGCACCAGCAUGUUUGCAGGCUUUGUCAUCUUCUCUAUCGUAGGCUUCAUGUCUUAUAUCACCAAGAAACCUGUGCAGGAGCUAGCAGCGUCAGGUCCAGGUCUAGCAUUUUUGGCUUAUCCUCAGGCCGUCACCCAGCUGCCCAUGUCCUCUCUCUGGGCCAUCCUCUUCUUCUCCAUGCUCAUGAUGCUCGGCCUUGACAGUCAGUUCUGCACAGUUGAAGGCUUCAUCACGGCUCUAAUGGAUGAAUAUCCAAUGCAUCUGAGGAAGAGGAAGAAAGUUUUUAUCCUCAUUGUGUGCUUCAUCUCUUUCAUCAUCGGUUUCUCCAACAUCACACAGGGCGGUCUGUAUGUGUUCAAGCUGUUUGAUUACUACUCCGCCAGUGGGAUGUGCCUGCUGUUUCUCGUCUUCUUUGAAACCAUUUCUAUAUCCUGGUUGUAUGGAGCAGAGAGGUUUUACAAGAACAUUGAGGACAUGAUCGGCUACAGGCCCUGUGGCUGGUGGAAGCUUUGUUGGAUGUUCUUCACCCCCAUGAUCUGCCUGGGGGUGUUUACCUUCAGUGCCAUUGAAAUGACCCCUCUCACCUUGGGGAAGUAUGUUUACCCACUGUGGGGCCAAGUGAUUGGCUGGUUCAUGGCUUUGUCCUCCAUGGUGCUCAUCCCGGGCUACGUGGUCUACAUGUUCUGCACCACCAAGGGCGGCAUCAAACAGCGUUGGCAGAUGAUGACAACUGCCCGGGACGAUGAAAAGCCAUCAGGGCAUGAAGAAUUUACUCACACAGGGAGCGUGGGCGAAGCCCCUGUCUAG
This is a messenger RNA of Cheilinus undulatus (humphead wrasse), 1791 nucleotides long. It is a transcript of the gene slc6a1l, whose product is annotated as solute carrier family 6 member 1, like. Gene Ontology annotation, biological process: sodium ion transmembrane transport. Gene Ontology annotation, cellular component: membrane. Lineage: Eukaryota; Metazoa; Chordata; Actinopteri; Labriformes; Labridae. The transcript is spliced from 14 exons. The coding region runs from base 1 to 1791 and encodes 596 amino acids. The record is from RefSeq and is a predicted model, not a curated record.